AUGACAGUGAGAGUACGCACCAACGGUACCGGACAGACAGGACAGGACAUGGGAGGAUAUGCCGAGGAUAGCGCCGGUCUGCGGAAGGGCGCGGAAGGUUGCGUGCGUCGCGGAAGAGCGCGGAAGGUCGCGCGUGUUGCGCGCGACUCUAUUGGACUGCGCCUACAUGAGGAUAGUGAUGAGGUCGAUGUAUAUAUCAGGGGAUACGAGCCUGUAGGGAUAUUACUCCCUACAGCGCCAACAGAACAGCGCCAACAGAACAACGGCAACAAUAUAUGUGUUCACCGUGUUCCUGCACCGGACUCUCCAUCUUCAAACGCCGAGAGGAGGCUUGAAGGCGAUCCUUCCAUAUACUACAUCCCAGCAAUAUUAAGUGCAGCGGUGCUUCCUACCUUCGUGGCCCUGCAUGAAUGGUACAACCUUCAUGACAUUCUUGGGGAACAUGCGGCCUUCCUCACUCAUCACCAUCUCCACUUUUUUUUCUUCAAGUGGUCACUAGGAUCAUAUGUUCAUAACAAACUGCUGCAGGAGCUUGAUUUUGACGGCUCUCCAUCUAUGAUUCUUGAUUUCGGGUGUGGGUGCGGUCUUUGGGCUAUUGAGGCCGCUAGGCAAUGGCAGGUAGCAUACUCAGGCUCUCACCACGAGGACGUGCUCACUCUCCUCCUUCCUGCGGUCGUGGACGACGUCAUUUUGAUGCGGAAACGGGAGAUUACGAGUGCUAUCUUGGAGACGCUGAUGGAGAGGGAUGACAAGGAGUUAGAUAAAAAGUGGGGACGAUUCAUGUGGUUGGGGUUGGCACUGCUCUACAUCGUGUGGUCCUUCAUUACCACCGGGAACGUCCUGCGGGUGCAGAUAUUGCUGUAUUUCUGUGGCGAGCACCUGGAUGCCCUCAAGGAGAGGGAGGAAGCUGAGAGCGCAGAGAGGAAGAAGUAUGAGACCAAGGAUGAGAAGAAAGUGGAGAAGAAAGUGGAGAAGAAACCCGACGAUACUUUCCAACUGUUGACCAUUCUUGGUAUUGCAAUUAUUGCAAUGGGAGAGGAUCUCGGUGUAGAGACGUCCAUGCAGUUCAACCACUUGAUGCACUACGGCGAUCCCAUCAUCCGCAAAUCUGUCCCUCUUGAUCUCGGCCUCAUAAGCGCCUCAAACUCACACCUCCCUGUCCUCGACAUGCUUUCAAAAUGCAGUCAUAACCACGACCUUGCAGUCGCACUUAACGCCAUCUUUGCCAUGGGCCUUGUCGGCGCAGGCACAAACAAUGCGCGACUCGCACAGAUGCUCAACCAGCUCGUGGAGUGCAAGCACCACUGA
Molecule: messenger RNA, 1308 nt
Organism: Suillus clintonianus
Lineage: Eukaryota; Fungi; Basidiomycota; Agaricomycetes; Boletales; Suillaceae
Exons: 7
Coding region: 1-1308 (435 amino acids)
Biological process (GO): proteasome-mediated ubiquitin-dependent protein catabolic process
Cellular component (GO): nucleus; proteasome regulatory particle, base subcomplex; proteasome storage granule
Source: RefSeq, a predicted model, not a curated record